Impatiens glandulifera is the source of this 1057-nucleotide messenger RNA. RefSeq lists its product as uncharacterized. The record is from RefSeq and is a predicted model, not a curated record. The transcript has a single exon. The coding region runs from base 145 to 852 and encodes 235 amino acids. Lineage: Eukaryota; Viridiplantae; Streptophyta; Magnoliopsida; Ericales; Balsaminaceae.
UGUUGAAAUAUAGCGGGAGUGGAAUUGUCAAUCGGCGCCAAACCUCCCGCCAAAUUCACAUAUACAUCUCUAUAAAUUACAAACUCAGAAACCCUAAUAACGCACAGUCCUCCCAGUUUCAUUCUCAACUUCUUACAAAGAAAAAUGGUGUUAGCUCUCGGUCCCGGCAAGUUUUACGGCAGCAGCUUACCAAGACCUAGGUUCUACACUGACGUUAAAUUCAACGAUGAACGAGUCGACCCCCCUGCGCCAAUGCUUGAUCCGUUCUUGUCUUGGGCUAAUGACGCCCACUGGUCGAUGGGAGGUCUUAAUUUCAAGCGUGUCCGUCUUCAAGGCCGAAUCGAAGGCAACAUCAAGCGCCUUCGAGCACAGCGGGAGAAGUUCAAGAAGAAGAAAUCUCAGCUAGUUGAUUCACCUUCACCAAUUGUCGAUAGAUCCAUUGCUGAUUCACCUUCCAAAGUUCCCUCCCCUCCUCCUGCUCCCAUUGCCAACAAGCGUCGUCGUCGUCUCGUGGCUGCGAUUGAGGAAGAUGAAGAACAUGAGAUUGAAACCAUCGUUGAUGUCUUUUCCACCAAGAAGCGGGUGCUAGCAAGGAAGCUUGAUGAUGAAUUUGAUCGGGUGGCAACUGAUGGCCAUGUGGAGAGAAGCCGUAUGAAGAGGCCUCAACUGGAUCUGAAUACUGUGCCGAUGAGGAGGACUAGAAAUAAGAGAUCUGAGAUAGAGAAUGUCAAAGAUGCUAAUGAGAAGAACUCUGCUAGGGUUACAAGAGGUUCAUCUUCAAGUCCUGAAACUGCAACAAGAAGCUCUCCAAGGUUCUUAAAACGUGGUUUGACCAAAGCCCGUUUUGCAUAAUGAUGCUGCAGUUAGGUUAAUUGCGUUUUGAAACCCUAAACUGUAUGCUGAUUGCAAAUCUUGAUAGAUUUGUGAGAGAAAAACACAUUUCCAUUGCCUUAAAGCUUGCUAGUCUUGUUCUGAAAUAUCUUAAUUGGUUAACAAUACAUACAAAGUGAUUGCUAUAUCUAUCAAUGAAGUAAUUUGAAUGUCUUGGUUCUUAUCU